This is a messenger RNA of Emericellopsis atlantica, 1581 nucleotides long. RefSeq lists its product as uncharacterized. Gene Ontology annotation, molecular function: zinc ion binding; DNA-binding transcription factor activity, RNA polymerase II-specific. The coding region runs from base 193 to 1473 and encodes 426 amino acids. NCBI's taxonomy places the organism in Eukaryota, Fungi, Ascomycota, Sordariomycetes, Hypocreales, Bionectriaceae. The record is from RefSeq and is a predicted model, not a curated record. The transcript has 3 exons. Gene Ontology annotation, biological process: regulation of DNA-templated transcription.
AAAAUCAGUAUAUCAGGAGCCAUCGCAAUGACUGCUUUAAUUUGGCAGUCUCUGGGCGGAACUCCGCCUGGCCCACCUCUCCUUGACUCUUUGAGAUUCAAGUCCCCGAAUCCAUAAUCUCACCCAUCUCAGCAACAUGUCCUCCGAAUCUGUGUCACGAUCACAUCUUACCAUACCCGGCUGGCAGCGGUCAUGUCCAUGACAGCCAGGGAGCGCGGAAAUCCGCCGGCCAGGCAAAAGUCCUGCGCGGCAUGCAUCAAGGCCAAGCGACGCUGCGACGCCGGUACUCCGGCGUGCGCUCGAUGCGUCCAACGAGGCAUCCCGUGUGAGAUGCCCUCACGCAGCCGUCCAGCUCGAAGGAUGGGGGCAAGCAUCGUCCCACCCAGCCCAAUCGCUAGCCCACGAGCCAGCAUGCCCGAGUAUAGCUGCGCGAGUGAAUCAUUGUUUUUCGAUACACUGCCUUGUACAUCUGCGGCAGAUUUAUUUCCCGAUUUCCUCCCAGCUACGUUUGGUAUUUCCCCGGAAAGCACGAACAUAGGUACACAGGACCUCGUCUAUCAGCCCUCCACGCUCACCGCGCCCACGAGAAGGGAGUUGGGUCCCCUUCCGGAGGGCGCGAGGCGAAAGCUUCAGUACCCCAUUGAGCUGGUCAAGACGGUCCCGAGGAUGAUGGUGGAAGAACUUCAGACGCCUUGGUGUCACCCAAAGGUGUAUGAGGACGAGAUGCCACGGGCAAUGCAAGAUGCAUACUCAUGCUGUGCCAUGUAUCUGUCCAAGAACAGGGUCAACACCCCGCUCAUACUUCGCAACAUUGACGCCAAGGUCAACGAGCUCCUGGCACAGCCUGAUCCCACCACGCCAUUGGCUUCCUUGGCCCAUACACAAGCACUCCUGCUGUACCACAUCAUACGAAUAUUCGACGGCGAUAUUUCUUCCAGGGCAGAAGCCGAGCGCACACAGAAUGCGCUGGAGGACUCGGCGUUGAACCUGGUGGCCCACGUCGACCACGUCGAUCCCUUGGCCGGGAAAGAGACCCGUCUGCGGCUGUUCCCCAUGGCACCGACGAUAGCAUUUUGGAAGUCGUGGAUCUUCAGCGAGUCAGCGAGACGGACGCUGCUCUUCACCAUGUUCCUCCUCCAGGCCUACCGGAUCCUGGCCGGUCUCCCGGUGGCACCGUGCGACGGCAAGCUGGGGCUGAGUCACUCCUUCACGCUGUCCGCGCCCCUGUGGCACGCUGAGUCGGCUGUCGAUUUCGCAAAGCAGUGGGAGAGGACGGGUCACUUUGUGAUCAGGGACGGGGGUAUUGAUGUGAUUGUCAGGGAGGCGGCGGCGGAGGAUGUGGAUUUCUUUGGGCGGGUGAUUCUGACGAGUGUCCUGGGCGUGGAUGAGGCCGAGGGCUGGUUCGCCAGUAAGGGAGGUGACCUGUGGGCGGGCUGUCCGUUGGGGAAGACACAGCAUGGGUGUUUCUUCUGAUGAACCUGUUCUUGACUGGUCGCUUGGAUCUGGGCAUUUUCUUGCUGCGGAUGUGAGAGCACGUCAAGUGUGACUGGCGCCCGUAUGGUUAGGUCCCAUGAAUGGGGU